CUCUUUAUUUUUAUCUCUCCCCUUGGCUAAUUUUAGUUGUUGAUAUAAAUUUUCUUGUUUCAGUUGCAAUGCACAAAGAUAAAGAUGAUCCAGUCGGGCUCCAUAGGCAACGGGAUCUAACUGCUUUCGACCAUACACCUAUGGACGGAGAAAUGUUUUUGCAAGCUCUCAACGGCUUUCUGAUGAUUCUCACUUGUGAAGGGGAAGUAUUUUUCGCCACCCAUAGCAUAGAAGGAUAUCUUGGCUUUCACCAGUCCGAUAUCGUGCAUCAGUCCGUCUAUGAACUAGUCCAUUCUGAAGACCGGGAAGAACUUCAGAGGCAACUUAUGUGGAACUCUUUUCUCCCACCUGAAUCUACUAAUAUGGGCCUCCAAGACGUUCUCAACCCGGAGAAUACUCAUCUUUUAGAGCGCAGUUUCACUGUACGGUUUCGGUGUUUGUUGGACAACACAUCGGGAUUUUUAAGAUUAGAUAUAAGAGGAAGGGUGAAAGUUCUGCAUGGCCAAAAUCGGAAAUCUGAAGAACCGCCUUUAGCACUUUUUGCGAUUUGUACGCCAUUUGGACCGCCAUCAUUACUGGAAAUCCCCCAAAAAGAAGUGAUGUUCAAGAGUAAACAUAAGUUGGAUUUGGCGUUGGUAUCCAUGGAUCAGAGGGGAAAAUUGUUGCUGGGGUAUUCAGACUCGGAGUUA
Molecule: messenger RNA, 689 nt
Organism: Dendroctonus ponderosae (mountain pine beetle)
Lineage: Eukaryota; Metazoa; Arthropoda; Insecta; Coleoptera; Curculionidae
Product: aryl hydrocarbon receptor-like
Exons: 5
Biological process (GO): regulation of transcription by RNA polymerase II
Cellular component (GO): aryl hydrocarbon receptor complex; nucleus
Molecular function (GO): transcription cis-regulatory region binding; nuclear receptor activity
Source: RefSeq, a predicted model, not a curated record